GUGCGCGCCCCGCCCCCUCGAGCUGCGAUACGCCGAGGGCUCAACAUCCGAGGACUUUGGCCCAGAGUAACCCUGUUCGCGUGACCUUUCCCCUCCAUUCUGCACCUUGAGCGGCGGGCCCGGCGCGUCGGCUGCGGUUGGGCGCUUGUUCCGCUCCCUGGGGCCCCGCUCCUUCCGGAGCUUCGGCACACCCCCUCGCUGCCCCUCCGCGCAGCUCCCGUCAUGGCGGCUCUCAGCAAGUCCAUCCCUCAUAACUGCUACGAGAUCGGCCACACUUGGCACCCUUCCUGCGGGGUCUCUUUCGUGCAGAUCACCAGGGGCGCCCUGGAGGAGUCCCUGAAGAUCUACGCUCCCCUGUACUUGAUUGCAGCAAUUCUCCGGAAACGAAAAUUAGACUAUUAUUUACACAAACUACUCCCUGAGAUCCUACAAUCUGCUUCAUUUCUGACUGCUAAUGGGGCCUUGUAUAUGGCUUUCUUUUGCAUUUUAAGGAAGAUACUUGGAAAAUUCUACUCUUGGAGUCCUGGCUUUGGUGCCGCUUUGCCAGCAUCUUAUGUGGCCAUUCUAAUUGAAAGAAAAAGCAGGAGAGGGCUGCUCACAAUUUAUAUGGCCAAUUUGGCCACAGAAACACUAUUUAGAAUGGCAGUAGCAAGAGGAACCAUCACAACGUUAAGAAAUGGUGAGGUUCUUUUGUUCUGCAUCACAGCUGCCAUGUACAUGUUCUUUUUCAGGUGCAAAGAUGGUUUGAAAGGAUUUACAUUCUCUGCUCUUAGGUUUAUUGUAGGGAAGGAAGAAAUUCCCACACAUUCUUAUUCACCAGAAGCAGCAUAUGCAAAAGUGGAACAAAAGACAGAGAAACAUGAAGAAAAGCCAAGAAGUAUGAAUAUAAUCGCUGUAAUCAGGAAACUUGUGGAUUCAGUAUGUAAGCAUGGACCAAGGCAUAGAUGUUGCAAACACUAUGAAGAUAAUUGCAUCUCUUAUUGCAUUAAAGGUUUCAUCAGAAUGUUUAGCGUGGGAUACUUGAUCCAAUGCUGCCUCCGAAUUCCCUCUGCAUUCAGGCAUCUGUUUACACAGCCAUCCCGGCUAUUUUCUCUCUUCUACAAUAAAGAAAACUUCCAGCUUGGAGCUUUUCUGGGCUCUUUUGUUAGUAUAUACAAGGGUACUAGUUGCUUCCUGCGCUGGGUCAGAAACCUGGAUGAUGAGCUGCAUGCUAUUAUAGCUGGAUUUUUGGCAGGAGCAUCAAUGAUGUUUUAUAAAAGUACAACAAUUUCCAUGUAUUUAGCUUCCAAAUUGGUGGAGACAAUGUAUUUCAAAGGUAUUGAAGCAGGAAAGGUUCCCUAUUUUCCCCAUGCAGAUACGAUCAUCUAUUCCAUCUCUACAGCAAUUUGCUUCCAGGCAGCUGUCAUGGAAGUUCAGACCUUGAGGCCGUCCUACUGGAAGUUCCUUUUAAGGCUCACCAAGGGCAAAUUUGCUGUCAUGAACCGAAAAGUCCUUGAUGUUUUUGGUACUGGUGCAUCUAAACACUUUCAGGAUUUUAUCCCUAGGUUGGAUCCAAGAUAUACGACUGUAACACCAGAGUUGCCCAUCGAGUUUUCUUGAAGAUGACUGUAAUUUAUUAGUGUGACCUAAUGUUUCAUUAUUUUUUUCUGAAGAGUUAAUUAUGUUGAAUCACAAAGAAGGAGUCUUGAGUUUGAACUUCAGUGUUACUUCAAUGAGAGAUGCUCUUUGUUUGUUUUUCUUACCAAUCAGAAGUACAGAAGCUUUUUAAGAAGGUGUUGCUUAAUAAUUAAGCACCCUUCCAUAGCCAGAAUCUGAUUCUGCGUCGCUUUAGCGAUUGACAUGAUGCUAUAUUAUUGAUUAAGUUAUGUCCACAAGCAAUCUUAAAUAAUCUAUGUAGAAAUGUAGUAACAAAUAAGAGUAUACUUAAAUUACUUUAAAAGAUGUUUUUAGUUCAUUCCAAUAUAAUUCUUGGUUAAAACUAAGAAUAUUUCUAUGUUUUAGGAUACAAAGGAUCACGGGUACAUGGAUUUGGUUUUGUUUUUUUUUUAACUUUUGAAUUGGUAACCAUAGUUGUAAAAUGUAUGGAUAUGAAGUAACUCUUCACAGACAAUGCUGCUUUAGUAUAAAGCAAUUUAAUUGAAGAAAGUGGCCAUUCUUACUUCAGGGAUGCAAAGACGGGUCUUAUGCUGUUUGAAUAAAUGCCGUGGUAUCCAUGUCGUCUUCUACUGACACCUUCAUCUCUCUCCAUGAUGAGUUGGGCUGUCUGGCAGCCCAGUGAACCUGUGUACUAAUGGCAGGUUAGGAGUAAAUGGAAAUUGACAUACCUGAUACAGUUGAAAUGUAUGUUUUAGUCUUUUGCAGAAGCAUUACACUUGAAUAUUUAAAAGCAAAUGAAGUUGCUUUUAAACCUCUUGUGGGUUUGUGAUGUUUGUUUUCAUUUAUAAGGACUGAAUUCUUCAUGGCUAAAUUUGUUUGCCAUUGUAGAUUUAGAAGGGAUCAAAAGUAGUUUUGGCAAGUUUGUCGUUUUGUUCCACCUACACAAUGGCUAUUUACUACUACAAACAGUAUAAAAAUCUCAUAGUUGUUAAAAAGUUCAUUUCAUCACUAAUGGGAUGCAACUUGUUGUCACCAUUUUUAUUCCUGUUAGAAAAAAGAAGUGACAAAAUAUAGUCACUGUUGAUUAUGAGUUAGUUCAGGACAGCUGUGAUUGAAAUAUGAUUACUCUUUAGAGUUUUUCAGGGAAAGGUUAUACUUUUCUAAGUUAAUAAAAGGCUUAACUGGUUAUGACAUCUACAGUUAAUGUAACAAAAAGGGAUGAUGGUAUAUUUUUUUAAUAUCAUUCUGUUGCUGAAAAGCUUUGGGCCAUUGUAAAUUAAUUAUACAGUAGAAUUUGUGUUGCAGCAAGGAUUAUAACCCAGACUUUAAAAAUGCUUAAUCUUCCAUAUUCAAUUUCAUCAAGCCCUAUAUAUUUCUGUUUACACGUAAUCUUAUCCUUGGUUGUUAAUGGCAAAUUGAAAGCCAACAAAAAGGCACCAUGGUAACAGAGAGAGCCACUUUAAUUAGGUUAAAAUUCUGCAUUGUGAUUAACUUUUUGGAAUUGACUUGUCUAUUAGUACCGUUAAGGCAUCGUUUUGGUUUCAGACUUCAAAAUUCAUCAAUAAAUUAAGUUUUAAGUUUUUAUUCACUGGAAUCAAAAUGACAAUUGGUACUGUGUUUACUUUUAAAAAUGAAGUAUAGCAGUGAAGAAAGCACUGUUCCUGAACCUCAUUUUCUUUAUCUAAAAACUAUGUUUAUAAUAUUUUUCCUGCCUGCUUAAGAGAAAAACACUUUAAUUCAUCAGUUAUUGUUUUCAUUAACAUUAAAAAGGCUAUGAUGUUGAAAGACAAAUCCUACUGAAAUUUGAUGAGAUUGUUGAGUAAAAUUUUACUGUCAAAA
Messenger RNA from Ailuropoda melanoleuca (giant panda), 3435 nucleotides. RefSeq names its product transmembrane protein 135 (gene TMEM135). The transcript has 15 exons. The record is from RefSeq and is a predicted model, not a curated record. Bases 223 to 1599 code for a protein of 458 amino acids. NCBI's taxonomy places the organism in Eukaryota, Metazoa, Chordata, Mammalia, Carnivora, Ursidae.